GGCUCCCCCCCUUCCCCGAGCCAGGCGGAGCUGGAGCUGGGAGCGACCGUCGUUCCUCGCUGCCGCCGCCUCUCCCCAGUGACCGAAGGCACCGGCGCCGCCCGGCGGGACCCUCUUUCGCCGCCCGACGCUUAAUUCCCGCCGUCGCCUCUCGCUGGAGCCGGCGCUGCCCCCGCGGAGCAGCCAUGAGCUGGGGCACGGAGCUGUGGGAUCAGUUUGAUAACUUGGACAAGCAUACACAGUGGGGCAUUGACUUCUUGGAGAAAUAUGCAAAAUUUGUAAAAGAAAGGAUAGAAAUUGAGCAAAACUAUGCAAAACAACUGAGAAAUCUGGUUAAGAAGUACUGUCCUAAACGUUCAACCAAAGAUGAGGAACCCAGGUUUACUUCGUGUAUUGCCUUUUUUAACAUCCUUAAUGAGUUGAAUGACUAUGCAGGACAACGAGAAGUAGUUGCAGAAGAAAUGGGACACAGAGUGUACGGAGAAUUGAUGAGAUAUUCUCAUGAUCUAAAAACUGAGAGAAAAAUGCAUCUUCAGGAAGGGCGAAAGGCUCAGCAGUAUCUGGACAUGUGUUGGAAACAGAUGGAUAAUAGCAAAAAGAAAUUUGAGAGAGAAUGCAGAGAGGCAGAGAAGGCACAGCAAAGCUAUGAAAGACUGGACAACGACACUAAUGCGACAAAGGCUGAUGUUGAGAAGGCUAAGCAACAGUUAAACCUGCGCACGCAUAUGGCUGAUGAAAACAAAAAUGAAUACGCUGCACAACUACAGAAUUUUAAUGGAGAGCAACACAAACACUACUACAUUGUCAUUCCUCAGAUUUACAAGCAACUCCAAGAAAUGGAUGAAAGAAGGACUAUCAAACUUAGUGAAUGUUACAAAGGCUUUGCUGACUCUGAGCGCAAGGUUAUUCCGAUUAUCUCUAAAUGUCUAGAAGGGAUGAUCCUUGCAGCAAAAUCUGUUGAUGAACACAGAGACUCUCAACUAGUGAUAGACUGCUUCAAAUCCGGUUUUGAGCCUCCUGGAGAUUUUCCAUUUGAAGAUUACAGUCAGAAUAUUUACAGAACCAUCUCUGAUGGAACCAUCAGCACACCAAAGCAGGAAGGAAUGAGAAUUGAUUCAAAAACUACAGUGGGCAAGGCUAAAGGAAAGCUGUGGCUAUUUGGAAAGAAGCCAAAGCCACAAUCCCCACCCCUAACCCCUACUAGUUUAUACACAUCCAGUACUCCUAAUGGGUCCCAGUAUCCCAUAUUCUCCAUUGAACCAGUGCAUUAUUGCAUGAGUGACAUAAAAACAGGGAAGCCCAGAAUUCCUUCUUUCAGAAGCCUCAAAAGAGGGUGGUCGGUGAAGAUGGGCCCUGCACUAGAAGACUUCAGCCAUCUCCCUCCAGAACAAAGACGCAAGAAACUGCAACAGAGAAUCGAUGAACUCAACAGAGAACUCCAGAAGGAAACAGACCAAAAAGAUGCCCUCAUCAAGAUGAAGGAUGUUUAUGAAAAAAAUCCCCAGAUGGGUGAUCCAGGCAGUUUGCAACCAAAAUUAACUGAGACUAUGAGCAACAUGGACCGUCUUCGGAUGGAAAUACACAAGAAUGAGGCUUGGCUCUCUGAGGUUGAAGGUAAAGUAGCAGCCAGGAGCGACAGGCGGCACAGCAGUGAUAUCAACCACCUCGUAACACAGGGCAGAGAGAGCCCCGAAGGGAGUUACACGGAUGAUGCAAAUCAGGAAGUUCGAGGCCCCCCACAGCAACAUGCACAUCCUAACGAGUUUGAUGAUGAGUUUGAAGAUGAUGAUCCGUUACCAGCUAUAGGACAUUGCAAGGCAAUAUAUCCGUUUGACGGUCAUAAUGAAGGCACUCUAGCAAUGAAAGAAGGGGAAAUUUUGUACAUUAUUGAGGAGGACAAAGGAGAUGGGUGGACAAGAGCUCGAAGACAUAAUGGAGAGGAAGGCUAUGUGCCAACAUCAUAUAUAGAUGUAACGCUAGAGAAAAACAGCAAAGGUGCAGUAACCUAUAUCUAACAGUAAACUGGCAACUUUCAAUUGUACAUUCCCCAGGGAAAAUAGUGGAAAAAUAGUAAGUUACACAGGUUCAUGGAAAGCAUGAGAAUAUCAGAAGUCAGCAAUGGUCUGUUGUUUGCAAUGUGAGUUUACUAUAGUUUUUUUCAGAGAUGACCAUGUUAAAUUAUGCAUUUUACACUGGUCUGUAAUUGGACCAAUGUCUUCUGCUUUGUUUAACUGAUCUAGUAUUCCUGCUUUACAAAGCACUAAAUCCAAUUCAGCUAUUAAACUGAAAAAGACCGGGGUUCCUGCUGGUUCUAUAGAAUACUUUCAUUUUUACAGAACGGAAAAAUUACUUAGUUUUAAAGAUCUCUUAAGAUUUACUGUUCCCACUUUUACGACAAACUAUACGCUUAAACCAGAGGUUUUUUCCUCUAAUAACUAACUGAACUCAGUUACUGAAAAUUAUUAAUUUCCUUCCUUAGCAAAUACUUGGCAGCUUUCACUUCUUAAACAGGAAAAUGUUUUCUGAUUCUGAAAGCUCAACAAAAACACUCAGGAAAAAAACAUUAUGAUUGAGGACAGAAAGUCCACUGACCUGCCUGUCUCCUUCCUUUUCAGUACUUGUAAUGUAGAAUGUUGUGUAUUGGACACACCUUCAUUGUUUUAACUCUAGAUACCUUGACAAAAGAAAAAAAGAGAUGACAUGUAAUGUUUGAUGAGUUACUGAAACCUUUCUCUGCUCCUGAAAAGGGAUUGAUUUUAUACUCUUAAUUUGUGCCUGUAAGCUAAAUCUUUGAAUUGCAUCGUAUUUAGUUUGAAAUCAAGGUCUUAAAUGUACAGUAGUUCCCCUCACUGAUACAUCACUGAGGAUUGGAAACUGCAUUGCACUACUUCAUUACUAGGGAAGAAAAAAAGAAAAAUAUAUUCUAAAAGCCGUGGCUCAUAUUUCUAAUGAGAGUUUGUGGAAUUAAGUACAAGGCUAACGUGUAGCCGCUGAGAAAGGCCUGUUAGAACUGAGCACGCUUCUCUGUCUUCUAAAGGCCUUCAGUAACUUUGUUCUUUUCUUUUUCCUCUUGGACUGCAGGUUCCUGAAGCGGGUUUCUGAGAAAAUGGGCGAGAUCUUGAAGGAGGUUACAUGCAGCUGCUGG
Molecule: messenger RNA, 3145 nt
Organism: Calidris pugnax (ruff)
Lineage: Eukaryota; Metazoa; Chordata; Aves; Charadriiformes; Scolopacidae
Gene: FNBP1L
Product: formin binding protein 1-like
Exons: 16
Coding region: 186-2015 (609 amino acids)
Biological process (GO): signal transduction
Molecular function (GO): protein binding
Source: RefSeq, a predicted model, not a curated record